CCCAUUUCUUAAUAUAAGAAGACAUCGUGUGGUUGUGAUACUUUUCAUAGUUUCACAACCCACUUUAAAAAAAAGUGAAAUAACUAUACAAAAAUACCAAAAAAAUACAAAAAACCUUAACAAAACCCAAAAAAAAAUCGAAAAACUUCUGAAAACGGAAUAUAAUCAAUGCUAGCUAACCUUAUUUCUGUUUCAUAUGUUGAGUAUUACUGAGCCUCGGUUCUAAGCGUUAAACGUGUGUGAAAACAGUGAAGUGGAAAAUAACGUAAAGCAAAAUGAAUUCGGCGGCACCCAAUUAUCCCAUGGCGUCCCUGUACGUCGGGGACUUGCAUUCGGACAUCACCGAGGCGAUGCUGUUUGAGAAGUUUUCAGGAGCAGGGCCCGUGCUCUCCAUCCGCGUCUGCAGAGACAUGAUUACGCGUCGCUCGUUGGGCUACGCGUACGUCAACUUCCAGCAGCCAGCUGAUGCGGAGCGCGCGCUGGACACGAUGAACUUCGACUUGCUCAAGGGCAGACCCAUCCGCAUCAUGUGGUCGCAGCGCGACCCUUCGUUGCGCAAGUCUGGCGUGGGCAACGUGUUCAUCAAGAACUUGGACAAGAGUAUUGAUAACAAGGCCAUGUACGAUACAUUCUCGGCGUUCGGCAGUAUCCUGAGUUGCAAGGUCGCUCAGGAUGAGAACGGCGCCUCCAAAGGCUACGGUUUCGUCCACUUCGAAACCGAAGAGUCGGCGAACAAGUCCAUUGAGAAAGUCAAUGGCAUGCUGUUGAACAGCAAGAAAGUCUACGUCGGCCGCUUCAUUCCGCGCAAGGAGCGCGAGAAGGAGCUGGGAGAGAAGGCCAAGUUGUUCACGAAUGUGUACAUCAAAAACUUCGGCGAGGAGUUCACCGACGAGCAGCUGCGUGGUAUGUUUGAGAAGUAUGGACCUAUCACGAGCUACAGGAUUAUGAGCAAGGACGACGGCAAAUCGAAAGGCUUCGGCUUCGUUGCCUUCGAGGACCCCGAUGCGGCUGAGUCCGCUGUAAACGAACUCAACGGUAAGGAGUUCGUCGAAGGAAAGCCGAUGUACGUCGGACGCGCACAGAAGAAGGCAGAGCGUCAGAUGGAGUUGAAACGUCGCUUCGAGCAGUUGAAGAUUGAACGUCUCAACCGCUACCAGGGCGUUAACUUGUACGUCAAGAACUUGGAUGAUACCAUCGAUGAUGAGCGUCUGCGCAAGGAAUUUGCCUUGUUUGGUACAAUCACUUCCGCAAAGGUGAUGAUGGAGGAAGGUCGCAGCAAGGGCUUCGGGUUCGUAUGCUUCUCUUCACCUGAGGAGGCUACCAAAGCUGUUACCGAGAUGAACGGUCGUAUUGUCGGUUCUAAACCGUUGUAUGUUGCGCUUGCACAGCGCAAGGAAGACCGCAAGGCGCAUUUGACCUCGCAGUAUAUGCAGCGUUUGGCCAACAUCCGCAUGCACCAGAUGGGCACCGCCUAUAUCCAACCGAGCAACGCCGCCGGCUACAUUGUGCCCACGUUGCACCCGCAACAGCGUUUCUAUGGCACCACCCAGAUGGCCCCCCUCCGCGCAACCACUCGCUGGCCGGCCCAGAACCAAGUGCGCCCCGGCGCCCAGGGUGGCACCAACGCCUACGCCGGCAUGCAAGGCUCCUACCGGCCACCGCCGCGCGCGGCUAAUCAGUCCGGAGCAAUGAGGGGUAAUAUGAGUGUUCCCAGACCUAUAACCGGCCAACAGCCCGCUAACUUACAAGCACGACCACUUACAGGCCAAGGCAUUUCCGCCGGCUCCACCCGCCCGGGCAACUUUAAGUACACGGCGAACAUGCGCAAUCCGCCACAGGCCGCUGCCUUGCCAGGUGCUCAGCCCGUUCAGCAGCAAGCCGUGCACAUCCAGGGCCAGGAGCCGCUCACCGCCUCCAUGCUGGCUGCCGCGCCGCCACCAGAGCAGAAACAGAUGCUGGGCGAGCGCCUCUUCCCGCUGAUCUAUCGCAUGUAUCCGGAUCUGGCUGGUAAGAUCACCGGCAUGUUGCUCGAGAUUGACAACUCGGAGCUGUUGCACAUGCUGGAGCAUAGCGAGUCGCUCAAGUCCAAGGUGGAGGAGGCCGUUGCUGUGCUGCAGGCCCACCAGGCCAAGCAGGCUGCUACGCUGACUAAGAAGGAAUAAAGAGAUGAUUGAAAUGCGAAACGAUGCGACCAUGCGCGUGAUUGGGGGCUCGACGAAAGAGUUGCACCAAGAACUAAAACCAACCAACCUCUCGCUCCAUAAUAUGCACGUUAUUAACGUCUUCUCUGCUAAUCACCGCUAGCGUCUGCUCCGCUUCGACUAAUUCACCGUCUUGUCUGCGUUCGCUUCCGAUUCGUUCUAACAUUCUCUCCCUCCGCAUAUCAUCCUGCGCCGUCAGUCAGACGUGCAACUUCCCGCUUACAAUUUUCCAAGACAAAACACAAAAUAACAAAAAAUGCAAGAUACUACGUUAAUCGCAACUGGUAACAAAAGAAAAAAAUGAGAAAAAGUUUUCAUAUAAAAAUAAAAAAUCGAAGACAAACACACCAUCGCCACGCGCACGGCGCCAGCCGCGCGUGGUACGCCUGAAACUGAAAGGUAUUCGCUACCACAAGUGAAAAAUAAUUAAAAACAAACAAAUAAAAAAAAAACGAAAAACUUAACUUACGGGAUAUAAUGAAGUUUUGAUGUUUUAUUCGUUCGAAGGAUUCAAGUAAAUUUAAACGCGCAUCUAUUCGUCGUAGUUGGUUUAAUUUCGAAAAGAGGAGAUUGUAUCGAGUUUUCAUUGGUUUUCUUUAAUCGUAGGAUUUUUUGUUCAAUUAUAUCCCAAUAAAAAAAAUGUAACUAUGUACGCAUCCGUAUUGUGCAUGAGUGCGUGGGUCAAGUACACUUUUGUAAGCAAACGUACCCUCAUACUUGGCUAUAAAAUUUAAUAUCAAUUAUCGAUAUGAUAACUUGAGUGAAAUUCUUAUUGGGUAUAAGGAAUAAUACGUUCGUAUUUGAUAAGUUGUAAACGAUUGGGUUAAAUAAAGGAAUUCAAAUAAAUAAA
Molecule: messenger RNA, 3051 nt
Organism: Dalotia coriaria
Lineage: Eukaryota; Metazoa; Arthropoda; Insecta; Coleoptera; Staphylinidae
Gene: pAbp
Product: poly(A) binding protein
Exons: 3
Coding region: 276-2162 (628 amino acids)
Cellular component (GO): cytosol; nucleus; ribonucleoprotein complex
Molecular function (GO): poly(A) binding; poly(U) RNA binding; mRNA 3'-UTR binding
Source: RefSeq, a predicted model, not a curated record